CAAUGCUGUGUUUGUGGAGAGAGGGGCGCUGCCAUCACCUGUGCUGAGAGUGGAUGUGCACGUAGCUUCCAUCUGCCGUGUGCCAAGGACGGGCAAUGCAUCACCCAGUUCUUUGGACAGCACAGGUCCUUCUGCUUUGAGCACCGCCUUCGACAGACAACAGUGACAGCUCCAGCAAAAGGCACCACCUGCGCCAUCUGCCAGGAGGCCGUGGGGAACAUCGCAUCCUACCACACCCUGGCGUGCCCAGUUUGCAAACAUGCCUGGUUCCACCGGGGCUGCAUCCAGCAACAGGCGCUGAAUGAUGGCAUGGCGUGCUUCCGCUGCCCUGUCUGUCAAGACAACGCCCUAUUCCGUAUGGAGAUGUCCAUCAUUGGGAUCCAAAUCCCAGACAGAACACCAGCACGGGAGGACAACCGUGCAUACGCACCACUUCUACAGAGGCACCGGCGCUGUGAUGCCAUCAUGUGCUUUUACCAUGGAGGCAGGGAGCUGGCAGAAGAAGAGGGGUGAGUUACCGCAGCAGCUCUCUGCGGCUCCAUGGGGGAUCUCACGGAGCCUCAGCACAGGCUGGGGGAGCAAGGACUGAGCAGCAGAGAUGUGUCGGGGACUCCCUGGCUUGGCUCACUUGGU
Messenger RNA from Meleagris gallopavo (turkey), 633 nucleotides. Lineage: Eukaryota; Metazoa; Chordata; Aves; Galliformes; Phasianidae. The record is from RefSeq and is a predicted model, not a curated record.